AUGGAGACUAAUCACCCUAGACAGCCCUCAGCUGAACAGCCAAAAUCUCCCGGGGACAGCUCAUCACUCAAUCACAACGGCCUAGGAAAGCAAGAUGGCCAGUCGCCCUCCACCUCACUUGGAGCACCAGAGCAGGAGACAAGUGUACACCCUGAGAAGGGAACCCACGACAUCUCUGAAGAGUUGAACCGGCAACUGGAAGACAUCAUAAGCAUGUAUGGGUCUGCUGCCAGUCCCUCGGGAACCGAGGGUACCACUGAAACAAAGGAGAAGCCUGAAAACACGGAGGCGCCGGACAAUGAGGAUGGAGAUUGUGAGGAAACCAUUGAAGAGACAGACAGAGAACCCACUGCUUCUGAAGAGCCAGCCGCAGCCAAAGAGCCUGUCAGCAAUAAAGAGCAAAAGCUGGAGAAGAAGAUCCUAAAAGGAUUAGGCAAAGAAGCUAACUUGCUAAUGCAGAACCUGAACAAGCUGCCAACAGCUGAAGAAAAGCUUGAUUUUUUAUUCAAGAAGUACGCUGAGUUGCUGGAUGAGCAUCGCACGGAGCAAAAGAAACUAAGACUCCUGCAGAAGCAGCAGGCACAGACCCAGAGAGAGAAGGACCAGCUGCAGAGUGAACACAACCGAGCCAUCCUGGCUCGGAGCAAACUUGAGAGUCUGUGCCGGGAGCUGCAGAGGCACAACAAGACACUGAAGGAGGAAACCCUCCAGCGGGCACGCGAGGAAGAAGAGAAGAGGAAAGAGAUCACGAGUCAUUUUCAGACUACCCUGACAGAUAUCCAGACUCAGAUAGAGCAACAGAGUGAGCGGAAUAUGAAACUCUGCCAGGAGAACACAGAGCUCGCAGAAAAACUGAAAAGCAUCAUCGACCAGUAUGAGCUUCGAGAAGAGCAUCUGGACAAAAUAUUUAAGCACCGAGAGCUGCAGCAGAAGCUGGUGGAUGCGAAACUGGAGCAGGCUCAGGAGCUGAUGCAGGAAGCGGAGGAGCGUCACCGGCGGGAAAAGGAAUAUUUGCUGAACCAGGCAGCAGAAUGGAAACUCCAGGCCAAAGUGCUGAAGGAACAGGAGACAGUGCUGCAGGCUCAGCUCACCCUCUACUCAGGAAGGUUUGAGGAGUUCCAGGGUACACUGUCAAAAAGCAAUGAAGUGUUUGCCACUUUCAAGCAGGAAAUGGAUAAAACAACCAAAAAAAUGAAGAAGCUGGAGAAGGAUACAGCCACAUGGAAAGCCCGAUUUGAGAACUGUAACAAAGCUCUGUUGGACAUGAUCGAAGAGAAAGCCCUAAGAGCUAAGGAAUACGAGUGUUUCGUGAUGAAAAUCCAGAGGCUGGAGAACCUUUGUCGUGCUUUACAAGAAGAGAGAAAGGAACUUUACAAAAAAAUUAGAGAAGCGAAAAUGUCCGAAAAGGAAGAGCAGGGUCAGCACACCUCUGAUGAAGAGCCAGAGUCAAAUGUCUCUGAAGAUAAAGAAAUAGAUGCAGAGGGAGCCAACAGUGUUCAAAGCGCUGUGAAAAACCUGGCCAAGGCUUUCACCAUUCUUCAUCAUCCGGGGUCCACCCUGGACCAAUCAGAGGAAAGACAGCCCGCAGUGACUGGUCCUCAGGGCGGAAGUGACAUCAUCCCCCAGCAGCCCGAACUUGCCUUUCUGAGCCCUUCUGCUGCUUCAGGGAGUCCUGAGCCUCCUGUAGCUUCUCAGGCUGGGGGCGGAGGGGUCUCUGAGGCUGCACCUGCCUCUACAGCCAGCUGUACCCCUACAGGGCCAGAGAUCCAAAGCCCGGGACUCCCUCCUGGGAACCUCCAGGACCUGAAGCUUCAGGAGCCGGAGGCAAAAGCUUCUGGCCAGGCCCCACUGUCCCCAGCCCAGGGCUCCCUAGCUGUAGUGGAGGCAAAAUAUGCUGCUCCACUAUCUCCAGGGAGUGAGGGGGUCCCUGCUGUGGUACCUGGCUGUGAGCCCAGGGAGCAGCCCCCACCAGCAGCCACAGAGAAUAUCCCAGACCCUUCCACCGGGCUCCCCAUAGAGGCUGACACCAGUCUGGAUGGAGUAGACUAAGACUUAGGGAUUCUUCAGGCUGUUCACCCUGCUGAAUCUUCCUCACGGCACAAUGUCUGUGAAAG
Molecule: messenger RNA, 2114 nt
Organism: Onychomys torridus (southern grasshopper mouse)
Lineage: Eukaryota; Metazoa; Chordata; Mammalia; Rodentia; Cricetidae
Gene: Txlnb
Product: taxilin beta
Exons: 9
Coding region: 1-2049 (682 amino acids)
Molecular function (GO): syntaxin binding
Source: RefSeq, a predicted model, not a curated record